UCGUGCCGAGGAUCUGAUUGGCCGACGAAUUCCAGAUGCGGACUUUGGAUCUGCACUCCGCGACGUCGACUUCUUCCUCUUCUUAGUUCACCAUCUCUCUAAACACAAGCAAUGGCCCGCUCAGCAAUAGUCCAGGAAUACUCAUCAUCAACACCAACCCUCACCCUCGACGAGAGAACCGCCCUCGAACGCCAGAGCAAUGGCAUCCCUCGUCCACAAGGCUACCGAGUCUCAUGGCACGCCAACCCAGCAGUCGAACCACACCACUUCGGCCAGUCACAUCCCAUGAAGCCAUGGCGAUUAACACUCACAAAACAACUGGUGAUGGCAUACGGCAUGCACCACGCCAUGGAUCUCUACCUAGCGCGCGCCGCAACAUACGAAGAAAUGGCCGACUUCCACAAAUCAGACUACCUCGAUUUCCUCCAACAAGUGAUCCCAGGCGACAUCGAGAACGCAGACCAAAGCGAUAACGUCGCGCGCUUCAACUUCGGCGACGACUGCCCAAUCUUCGACGGCCUGUACAACUACUGCUCCCUCUACGCAGGCGGCACCAUCGAUGCCGCCCGGAAACUCUGCAACAACCAAUCCGAAAUCGCAGUAAACUGGUCCGGCGGCCUGCACCACGCCAAAAAAGCAGAAGCAUCGGGCUUCUGCUACGUCAACGACAUCGUCCUCGGCAUCCUACAGCUCCUCCGCCACCACCCGCGCGUCAUGUACAUCGACAUCGACGUGCACCACGGGGACGGCGUCGAGCAAGCCUUCUGGUCCACAGACCGCGUCCUCACCGUCUCCUUCCACAAAUACGACAAAGACAACUUCUUCCCGGGCACCGGCGCCCUCGAAUCCACAGGUCCAAACCACCCCUUAAACCCAGGCGCCCACCACGCCCUCAACGUGCCCCUCCACGACGGCAUCGACGACGACUCCUACAUCCAACUCUUCCAAGAAAUCGUCGGCGCAUCCGUCGAAACCUACCGCCCCGGCGCCAUCGUCCUCCAAUGCGGCGCAGACUCCCUAGGUUGCGACCGCCUGGGCUGCUUCAACCUGAACGUCCGCGCUCACGGCGCCUGCGUCGCCUUCGUGAAAACAUUCAACCUGCCCCUCCUCGUCUGCGGCGGCGGCGGCUACACACCGCGCAACGUAUCCCGCGCCUGGGCCCACGAAACCUCCAUCCUUAUCGACGCGCAGGACAUCAUCGAUCCGCACAUCCCGACCUCCGUGUCCUUCCGCAACCACUUCGGGCCGGACUUCUCGCUGUUCCCGCCGUUAUCUGAGAUGCGGCGACUUGAGAAUCGGAAUUCACGACCCUAUCUGGCUACUCUUGUGCAAGCGGCGAGGGAGCAGUUACGGUAUAUACAGGGGGCGCCGAGUGUGCAGAUGAGUUUUAUUCCGCCUGAUAUUCUGGGGUUGAGGGAAGAUACGGAACAGGCAAUUGAUGAGGAGACUGCUGAGAUUGAGGAGGAGCGCGAGGAGCGCGAGGGUGGUGGGAAUGGGGUUAUUCGGGCGAGGAAUAAUCGGAGAAGGGAGUUGGAGAGGGGGGCUGGGUAUCGGGGGGAGUUAUAUUCAUAACCUUUGCUCCUUUUCUUUUGUGUUUGUUGGUCAUAAAACGGCGUCUGGUUCUGGAGUUACGGUUGCAAGAUAUCCCUGGUGGGUGGCAUCAAAACCUGGAUACAUGAUGAUUUAUUUGUCUAUCAACCCGGUAUCUCUUUAUGCACAUGAUUCAAUAUUCAAGUAUUAUUCCCAAACCAUAUCUCUCCCGCGCAUCCAUCUUCCAAACUUUUCCAGUCUUUGUAAAAUCAAAUCGGGUAUCCAGCAUAUUGUAUAUAAAUGUAAGUAAAUCAGUCGACAAGAAGAUAAAAUGCUGUGUUGAACACACUUCCAAACCCUGGCAUCGGGGCCCACAAGGAUCAUCACGACCGCCCGUAGUCUUCUGAGCAGGUUAGCUACCCCGGUCCAG
This is a messenger RNA of Aspergillus glaucus CBS 516.65, 1960 nucleotides long. RefSeq names its product histone deacetylase HOS2 (gene hosA). Gene Ontology annotation, molecular function: histone deacetylase activity. Bases 112 to 1572 code for a protein of 486 amino acids. The transcript has a single exon. Lineage: Eukaryota; Fungi; Ascomycota; Eurotiomycetes; Eurotiales; Aspergillaceae. The record is from RefSeq and is a predicted model, not a curated record.